Molecule: messenger RNA, 738 nt
Organism: Limulus polyphemus (Atlantic horseshoe crab)
Lineage: Eukaryota; Metazoa; Arthropoda; Merostomata; Xiphosura; Limulidae
Product: G-protein coupled receptor Mth2-like
Exons: 1
Coding region: 1-738 (245 amino acids)
Biological process (GO): cell surface receptor signaling pathway; G protein-coupled receptor signaling pathway
Cellular component (GO): membrane
Molecular function (GO): G protein-coupled receptor activity
Source: RefSeq, a predicted model, not a curated record
AUGAGUGUACUGGCUUUUGAUGUGUGGAUGUCUCUUUUGAGAGCAGCUCGAGAACUUCGAGUCUCGAAAGGAAGACAGUGGCGGAGGUUCCUGUGCUAUUGUCUUUAUUCUUGGUUGACUCCGAUGAUUUUAGUAGUAGUGACAGUCGUAACUGAACAGCAGGAGAACGUAUCAGAUGAAUAUAAACCAGGAUUUGGACUCUAUCAUUGUUGGUUUGGUCACAAGAAAGCUUUGUCUUUGUUCUUUGUUACCCCUUUAGGUACAGUGAUGUUUAUGAACGUAGUGUUCUUUAUCUGUAGUGCUAGGAUAAUUGUCAAUACGUCAUCUGACGUAACUAAUAACCAAACUAAGUCAUCUAGACAGAACUUUCGUCUGUAUUCAAAACUGGCUCUUCUAACAGGUCUCACCUGGAUUGUGGGUCUUCUUGCUGGAUACCUUGAUUAUGAAAGUCUAUGGUACAUUUUUGUUUUGUUAAAUACUUUACAAGGGCUCUUCAUUUUUGUUUCUUUCUCUUGCACCAGAAAGGUUCGAACAUAUCUUCAAGUAAAACUUAGACCUGUAACUUCAAAAUCAGCAUCUAACAGGACCCCCAUCAACACUAAAGAAUCAGGGUCCAAUUUGUUAGCUGUGGAACUCCCACACGAGAACAACCACGUUGUAUCGUCAGAGAGGGACUUAACAUACACCCAUUUUACUGGAUCUUCUACCAGGACUUCAAAUACAACAAAUAUUAUUUGA